GUCUGUUAAUUUCUUGGCUGCAGUCCCCAUCUGUGGUGAUCUUGGAGCCCAGGAAAAUAAAAUCUGUCACUAUCUCCAUUUCUUUGGAUAUUUGCUAGGAAUUGAGAGGACCGGUUGCCAUGAUCUUAGUUUUCUUCAUGUUGAGUUUCAAGCCAACUUUUGCACUCUCCUUCUUCACCGCAUCAAGAGGCUCUUUAGCUCCUCUUCACGUUCUGCCAUUAGAAUGGGUAUCAUCUGCAUAUUUGAGGUUGUUGACAUUUCUUAUUUUUCAUUGAAGAGAAAGACAGACAUAGCGUUCUGGUGUAGUGAUUUAAUCCAACAACUUAGCUGUUGCUUCCUGCAAACCUAUAGACUUCUAAUUAUUGACUUGGUGUUUAUAAUGUGCACGUUGAAGUUUAAAGGUGAGGGUCACUGUGAGAUAGAAAAAACAAAUAUUAGCUAUUGAUUUAAAAGUAUAUAAGGAGCCGUAAAGAUCUUUCCUGGCCUUGUUCUCCCACCUUGGCUCCAGUUGCCAUCUUCUCUUAUUCUUCAAAUGUUUCCAAAAUGUCUCUUUUGAUUUCCUUCUUCAUCGGCCUUCAGAUGCUUCCCUUGGUGGUUGCUUCUCCGCCUUUUCACUUUCUUCCCCCAAUGUGCAAUUCUUCGGAGGUAAAGGAUGCCGCGGAAGUGGCUCUAAACAAACUCAACGCGCAUCGGAAAGAAGGCUAUGUUCUUGGCCUCCAGCGCAUUUUUGAUGUCCAUGAAAUACUCCAGUGGAUGGGUGGCUCCCUUUUCUACAUCACUUUGGAUGUAUUAGAAACUGAAUGCCACGUCCAGAGCAGAAAAUUGUGGAAAGAGUGCAAAAUUAGAGAUGCGCAUGAAACAGUCUACGGCCAAUGCAAAGUCAUAAUUCAUUUCAACAAGAAUUCAAAUCAUUCACAAUUGUACAGUUAUGACUGUGUUUUACGCCCACUUUCUUCAGCUGCUAUGGCAAAAAUCUGCCCUGAUUGUCCAACCCCUGGAGAUCCUUCUGAAGCCAUUUUUUGGGAAACAGCCGCUGAGAGCCUGGCCAAAUUCAAUGCGGAAAGCAACCAUCUUCAUUAUUUCACCAUCCUCAAUGUCACCAAAGCAAGAUCACAGUGGGUGAUUGGCCCUUCCAACUUUGUGGAGUACACCAUCCAAGAGACCUCUUGUCCCAAAAGCCAGCCGAUGCCUGUCAUCACUAAGUGUCCUCUUCUCCCACCCAAUACUGCAGAGGCAGGCCUAUGCAAAGGUUCUGUGGUAAACAGUAGGAUUGAAAAUCGGAAAUUUGUCACUGUAAAAUGCCAUUUCUUCCCACACCUGCCACUGGUUAGAGAUGAACAGUCUCCACAAUCUGGGUCUGGACCAGGGCAGGAGAAAGAUCAUGCUGAUGGUAAAAGACACAGAAACCAUGACGAAGAGAACAGACACCAUCAUCACCACUCCCAUCAGCAUCACCAUCACCACCACAAACACCAUGGACAUAAGCAUGAAGACCAGGAGUCACGCUAUCCUCACCGCUCAGCUAACAUCACUAAGACACUAAAAGGCCAGAAGGAAAUCUGGGGGCGGGUGGUCAUUUCUCCCCCUUCAAGCAAGCAUGUCUCGCUACAUUCCUUACCAGAAGUCCAGGAGCCCAAACCAACCUCUAAAUCCAGUUUGACUUCUCCAGAACAGGAGGCCAGUCCUCAGUCACUACAGUCACCCAGGCCAGCCAUUCCUCCCUUCCCCAGUGGGUUUUCGGAAUCACCAUCGUGCCCAGGGGACCUGGCAAUAGAGAUCUAUGGCCUUCAACUGCCUUUGCCCUCAUAGGCCAAAACUUCACUAAAACUGAAUGGCAUGCUCGUACAAUACCGAAAUCUAGUAGGAAUUCAUAAAAUCUCCCCAUACAAGCAGAACCUUCUUGGUUUCCAUGUUUGCUAGCUUAAUGUUUCAUAACAUACUAAAAAAAAAGUUUUAAUUAACUUGAAAAUACGAAGGAAUUUUGACUAAUUGCAUGGAUCUUUCCACUAAGUAACCUCUCUCCCGCUGCUUUCCUCAUUUUAUACUAGUCCUUAUUCCCAAAUAUUUAUGUCUCAUUCUAGGAGGUAGAGCCGCGGUGGCUCAGUGGCUGAGCCGCAGAGCUUGCUGAUCAGAAAUGUCGGCAGUUUGGAGGUUUGAAUCCAUAG
Thamnophis elegans (Western terrestrial garter snake) is the source of this 2165-nucleotide messenger RNA. Its product is annotated as fetuin-B-like. The transcript has 7 exons. Bases 544 to 1809 code for a protein of 421 amino acids. Gene Ontology annotation, cellular component: extracellular region. Gene Ontology annotation, biological process: binding of sperm to zona pellucida; negative regulation of endopeptidase activity. The record is from RefSeq and is a predicted model, not a curated record. Gene Ontology annotation, molecular function: cysteine-type endopeptidase inhibitor activity; metalloendopeptidase inhibitor activity. NCBI's taxonomy places the organism in Eukaryota, Metazoa, Chordata, Lepidosauria, Squamata, Natricidae.